Molecule: messenger RNA, 918 nt
Organism: Odobenus rosmarus divergens (Pacific walrus)
Lineage: Eukaryota; Metazoa; Chordata; Mammalia; Carnivora; Odobenidae
Product: CD69 molecule
Exons: 5
Coding region: 1-600 (199 amino acids)
Cellular component (GO): external side of plasma membrane
Source: RefSeq, a predicted model, not a curated record
AUGAAUUCUGAAGAUUGUUCCAUAACAGAGAACAGCUCCUUGCGUCCAGAGGGUGCACAACAAAGUAAUGCUGCCAGCCCUCAUUUUGCAAUGCAGCAUGAAGGGUCCCUUCAAGUUCCUAUCCCAUGUGCUGUCGUGAAUGUGGUCCUCAUCACUGUUUUAAUCAUAGCUCUCAUCGCUAUAUCAGUGGGCCAAUACAAUUGUCCAGGCCAAUAUAUGUCCCCAUUGCCAUCAAAUAGCCAUGUUUCUUCAUGCUCCGAUGAUUGGAUUGGAUACCAGAAGAAAUGCUAUUUUAUUUCCACUGAAAAGAGGGGUUGGACGCUGGCCCAAAACUUUUGCUAUGAACAGGGUGCUACUCUUGCAUUCAUUGAUUCUGAAAAGGACAUGAGCUUUUUAAAACAAUAUGUGGGUAUAACUAAUCAUUGGAUUGGGCUGAAAACUGAAGAUGGUCAGACAUGGAAAUGGUCAGAUGGCAAAGAAUUUAACAACUGGUUCAGCCUCCCAGGAUCUGAGAACUGUGCAUUUCUGAAUAGUACAGGGGUCAGCAGCACAGCAUGUGGAAAGAAUUUAUAUUCGAUAUGUAGCAAACCCGCUAAAUAAUGAGGAAACAUAUUUGCUUUUAGACUAUUAUAACAUGGAACUCAAGGAAAUUUGUGUUGAUCGAUGCUGCUCUACGGUCAGAAAUUUUCCACAAAGACUUUCUGAAAAAACUUUGUCUUAUUUUGGAAACCUUCUUCCAAACAAGACUAUGGGAAAAAAGGAAGAGAAAUUCCAGGAAUAUCUGCAUUGUGGAACACUCUUGCCAUGAGCUGAAAAAGUCACAGGUUGACUGAUCGUUACAUCCAAGAAUGAGAAGAACGACUUUAAACCUUAUGGAUGCACUUUAUAUUUUUUAGAAUUAAAAAUAAUAAAAUAACU